UAACAGCCCCCGACAGAGCUCAACCAUCAACAGUCAAUACCGCUUCCUGACGUCUCUCUCUGUGUCUGAAGGCCCGUGACCUGCCGUCUCUCUCUCUCUCUCUCUCUCUCUCUCAUUCUCCACUUCACUCGAUCGAAGAGGACGGACGGAGGUCCCGACGUCUCGGGCUGCCGCCGCCAAUGGCGUCUGUCCAGUUCCAGUGAAAGUACAACCAAUGAAACCGAAGGCGGCUGCCGCGGCACUACACGCCAAUGGCGUGUUGUCGUCGCCCAGGUCAUCUCCGCCACCGCAACCAAACCAGAACGGCCGAAGCAGCAGCUACUGCAAGCUAAUGCUUUGGAAGGAGGCCCCGGCGGCGACCCAGAGGUGGAAGGUCCCGUGGUCGCUGGUGUGCGGUGUGAUGCUGUUUGCCUUGGGCUUGAUUUCGCUCUUCACCGGGCACGUGGCCUCUGAUCUCGACUGGUACUCCCAGAAAUUGGUGGGCAGAGGCUUCUACUCUUCAAUGGUCGGCCGUCACUAUGAACCGACUGAUAUCUGGAAGUCCAAGUACUCGAAACUCUACCGUGGAUGCAGCAAGAGAGGCCCCAAUUUCCAUUCUGCUGUACGUGAGCGAUCUUCAAAUGGCUAUUUACUUAUUGCAGCUAGUGGAGGACUUAACCAACAGAGAACAGGAAUAACAGAUGCAGUCGUCGUUGCACGGAUUCUUAAUGCUACGCUAGUGGUACCCGAGUUGGAUCAUGAUUCCUACUGGAAAGAUAACAGUGAUUUCAUGAACAUCUUUGACGUUAAUUGGUUUAUUUCUUCUCUCGCAAAAGAUGUAACUGUUGUCAAAAAAGUUCCUGAUAAAUUCAUGCGAUCCAUGGAGAAACCACCAUACACCAUGCGUGUCCCAAGGAAAUCUCCCCCCGAAUAUUAUUUAGAUCAAGUUCUUCCUAUACUCUUGAGGAGACAUGUUGUGCAACUGACAAAAUUCGACUACAGACUCGCGAACGAUCUUGAUGACGAACUACAGAAGCUGCGAUGCCGAGCUAACUAUCAUGCUUUGAGGUUUACAAAACCAAUCAAUCAACUUGGUCAGAAACUCAACACAAGGAUGCGCAAGGUGGCGAAACGUUACGUUGCUGUUCACUUGAGGUUUGAACCUGAUAUGCUAGCAUUCUCUGGGUGUUAUUAUGGUGGUGGGGAAAAGGAGAGAAAUGAGCUUGCUGAAAUAAGGAAACGAUGGGUUACGUUACCGGAUCUAAGCGCUGAGGAGGAGCGACAGAGAGGAAAAUGUCCACUUACCCCCCAUGAGGUGGGUCUGAUGCUGCGGGCACUUGGUUUUACUAAUGACACAUAUCUCUAUGUUGCAUCUGGUGAAAUUUAUGGUGGAGAAGAGACUCUGCGGCCUCUGAAAGAACUGUUCCCAAACUUUUACACGAAGGAGAUGCUCGCUGGCGAAGAGUUGCAGCCUUUUCUACCAUAUUCUUCAAGGCUUGCGGCCAUUGACUAUAUUGUUUGUGAAGAGAGUGAUGUUUUUGUCACCAAUAACAACGGAAAUAUGGCAAAACUUCUUGCGGGUCGGAGGAGAUACAUGGGGCAUAAGAGGACCAUCAGACCAAAUGCUAAGAAGCUCACUGCGUUGUUUCUGAAAAGGAACCGGACCUCCUGGAAUACCUUCGCCAACAAGGUGAGGUAUUAUCAGAGAGGUUCUAUGGGAGAGCCUAAUGAAAUGAAACCAGGAGAUCGUGAAUUCCUUGAAUAUCCCUUCUCCUGUAUCUGCAAGAAACCACGGAGGAACGAUGCCAAGAACAGCACUGUCGACAGUGGAGAUGACCGUUCUAAGCAAAGUUGGGACUGAGCUGGUGGCAAAGACUUGAACAUAGAUGAGAGCAUCGAAGAUGCCAGGACUGAAAUGUUUCGUGCCCAUCUGACAUUAAGCAGCUGCGCUUAGCCCCAGUCAUUGCUCUCGGAGCUAGUGGGAAUGUUCCGGACUUGAUCUCAAGCUUCUUGAAGACGGUAUUUAUCGAUCUCUCUCUCUCUCUCUGGGAGAUUGCAGAUUGAGACACGAAGAUCGAUGGAUACAUGGAUCAUCUGAUACUGCAAAUUUCCACGGUGAGUUUGCUAUACUUACAUAGACCAGUGGCCCUAACACUGAAAACUCCUCUGUACAGCUUAAUUCGAUUGCACUGACUUGUUCCCAAUUUUGGAUCACAUCUGCCCUUCUCAUCUCCGAUUCUUCAUCUGUUGUAAACUUUAUAAUUAUAUAUCUAAUAUGUGUGAUUUUAGUGGAACCAACUGAAAACAGUCA
Punica granatum (pomegranate) is the source of this 2290-nucleotide messenger RNA. The record is from RefSeq and is a predicted model, not a curated record. Lineage: Eukaryota; Viridiplantae; Streptophyta; Magnoliopsida; Myrtales; Lythraceae.